AUAGCUGGGAGGUGCAGUCUCUGAAGAUCCCCUUAGCGCUUGAGGGGAGAUGCAGCCCCCCACAGGAGGGGUGGGUGGCUGGGGGGGGGGGAGUUUGGGGAAGAGGGGGGGGGGAGGAACCCAACAUCCAACCCACUCCCUUCCCAGCAGGCCCUGGGGCGAUGGAGCCAGACUACAAGCGCAGGAAGAUGCAGGAGCUGGACGACCCCCCAUGGGAGGCCUUGCUGGUACUUCCUGAGCUGGAAUCCCAGGAGGUGGAGCUGAUCCUGGCCUAUGCUGCCCCCGUGUUGCUCAAGACUGAAACAUCCCGCCUGGUGCAGCAGCUGUCGGCUGCGCGCCCCCUUACGGAGCUCCCACACCUUAAGCGUGUGCGGGCACGUGGCGGAACUCAGCCGUUGGAGGUGCUCCUCUGCCUGGCCAGCCCCUCGCAGGACACAGGGGCCUUGCAGACGCUGUCGGAGCUGCUCCCGGAUGGACAGGUGGACAUCUGUGGCCUGGGAGAGCCCUUCCUAGUGCAGGUGCCUGCACGUGCCCCCCUCACCCGGCCCCAGUUCGAAGAAGCCGCCCGGCACUGGCCCACAGCCUUCCAUGAAAACAAGCGGACCAGCCAGGCUCUGGCCGGGCAACUCUUCACUCCACAAGACAAGGCAGCCAUGCAAGGUCACAUGGAGCAAGCUAUCCAUGCUGCACGCCAGGGGGCGGAGCUGGGGAUGGUGCCAGUGGGCGCUGCUGUGGUUGACACGGCCACAGGACGGGUCCUGGCUGUGGGGCAUGACUGCAGGAAGGGCCUCCACCCACUACUGCAUGCCACCAUGGUCUGCAUUGACCUGGUGGCCUGCGGCCAGGGUGGAGGAGCCUACAGCUACCACGACUAUCCUGCUUGCACCUUCCUGCCUUCUGAUGAACAUGCUGUAUCUGGCGAUGGCCUUCCCUACAUCUGCUCCGGUUAUGACCUGUACCUCACCCGUGAGCCCUGUGCCAUGUGCGCCAUGGCCCUGGUCCACUCCAGAAUUCAGAGGGUCUUUUAUGGUGUGGCCUCCCCACACGGGGCUUUGGGGACAAGAUACCGCAUCCAUGGCCGCAAAGACCUGAACCACCGCUAUGAAGUCUUUAGAGGCAUCCUGGAGGGGCCAUGCCAACGCUUGGGCCAGGAGGUUGCUAGCUAAGCGGCUGUUUUUAUAUGGCUUGUUUUUAUACCAUUUGUUUUAAAAGCUGAGCUUUGCUUUUUUUU
Messenger RNA from Pelodiscus sinensis (Chinese soft-shelled turtle), 1231 nucleotides. Lineage: Eukaryota; Metazoa; Chordata; Testudines; Trionychidae. The record is from RefSeq and is a predicted model, not a curated record.